Messenger RNA from Alternaria hordeiaustralica, 1119 nucleotides. RefSeq lists its product as uncharacterized. The transcript has a single exon. The record is from RefSeq and is a predicted model, not a curated record. The coding region runs from base 1 to 1119 and encodes 372 amino acids. NCBI's taxonomy places the organism in Eukaryota, Fungi, Ascomycota, Dothideomycetes, Pleosporales, Pleosporaceae.
AUGCGUACAGUCACUAGUGAGCUCGUGGUCUGCGGUAACAACCCAAGCAUCCCAGAAGUCAGCCGAGGCGCCUUGACAGAAAGCCGUUUGGACCAUGUAUUCGACUCCGGAGACACCAUUCCAACGGGUACCUUCACGUUGGGUUUACUGGCAGAUGCAUCGAUCGCACUUCGAAGAGAAGGCAGUGCACUAGAGAUAGUGGACGAAGAUGAGUGCUCAGACUUCAUGGAUCCCACCCCCCGAGCACGACGCCACGCCCUAGACCCCAGUACCUCAUCGUCCGUCAAAGCUCUUCUCGUGCCCCAGACAGAAUCUCGCAUCCCCCACGGCCCGGCCAACCAACCCCCAACCGACAAACUCCUCAAAACAGUACCCACAUCCCUCCGCAACCGCGCCAAAUCGCUCCAUGAACCUCAACCCCUUCCCUUCCGCUGGACCCUGCCACCCAACGCGCGUUUCCGCAUUGGCGACCCGGAAGCCUUCGCUGCUCUGCAGGUCAAGAAUAUAGAAUGGUAUGUAACCACCGGUCUCCUCGUCGAAGACUUCACAGGUCUACGCUGGAACGCAGGAAGCUACACGUAUCUUCUGUACUGGCAUGUAGAAGGUAUGCCUACGCCCGACGGUGUUGCAGAUGCAGGACGGAAGUGGCUGAGUAUCAACCCAGGUUUCAUGCGCGAUUGGCAGAAGGAGAAGUGGGAGAGGGAGUUUGGAGAUGAGGUUCUAGUUGUGGAAGAUGAGCCUGCGACGCCGAUUGUUGAGCGAGAGGAUUCGUGUUUAAUCGAACAUCCCCUUCCUGUUGUUACAGUGGGUAGUCGGCCGCCUACGCCGAGUCGAGAGAGGUGUCUUCUUCCGGGAUCGAAAAGCGCGUUGAAGAGUAGCUGUCAGAGUAGGCCGGUGUCUCCCUCGCCGUCACUUGUAUCUGAUACUGGGUCUGAGUCGCCGAGGAGAGGGAAAAAGGUAAGAUUGCUGAAGGAGAAGCGGAAGAGGAUUGUGAUGUGGGAAGCUGAUGAUGACGACGAUGUGUCGGUAGCAGAGGAAGGUAAGUUUGUUGAGACGAUGGUGGAUGAGGUGGACACUCUGAGUGAUAAUGAGGGGAGGACGGCGAGGAAUUGGGGAUGA